AUGUGGCGGGAGGUUGUCCUUCUUAAGCAGCUCAAGGGGUGGGAAGAACUCGGGGUCAAAGGCUGUGUGGAGGAUGGGCAGAAUGAAAGGGAACGAGAGACCUUUACUCUUGCCGGAUUCUACCAGCGUCUCGUGCGGUGGAUCGCGGUUGAUGAUCAGUCUAUUAACGUCGUCGAUUGUCCAGAGCUUCGAGAUCUUUUGCUUUAUAUAAGUGUUGAUCUCAAGGACAGUGAUAUCCCCCAUCGCACAAAACUUUCUGAGCUUAUCACUGAGGCUUUCAAACGAGAAUAUGCACGAAUGCUCCUCAAUAUUCAGACUCUUGAAGGCUACAUGGCGGUCACGGUACACUAUGCGGCAAAAUCCAAGGAGACCGGGAAUCUUCUCAUACGAACGCAACUUGUCGCCUUUCGACAACUUUAUGGAAGCCACAGCGGUAUUAAUAUUGGUAAGGUAUUCCUGCAGAUCAUCAAGGAGAUUGACUGUUUGAACAAGCUUUCCAUGUUCACAAUGGAUAAUGCAUCCAACAAUGAUACCAUGAUGGAGGACCUUGAAAAUGAGCUUCACAAGCUUGGAAUUCCCUUUGAUAGGGAAGGGAAUCAGAUACGGUGCUUCCCACAUGUCAUUAAUCUAGCAGUGAAGGAAGCACUUUCCCUUCCGACAUUUGCUCUGCCGAGGACGAGAGUGCACGUGAACCAGACAUUGAAGACGCUCAAGCGCGCUUGUACAGACAACAAUAUCAGGAAUCUCUUGAAUCCGAUGUUGUGGCUGCAGUUAGACGAUUUGUUACUGCUUGUCGGGCAUCUGGACUGCAUCGGGAGGAGUUUGAGCGGAUCAUUUGAGAAGGGAACGAAGCAGGAGGCUGGGGAGAAGAGAAGCAAAGCCUUAAGAUUUCUUGAGCAAUAUCCUGCUGUCAAGAAGAUGAUCGAGGAAAAUUCAGACAUGGCAGCACACGAGUUCUCUGAUAUGGACCUUGAAGUACUCAGGCAUAUCUUUCACUUCCUCCAUUAUUUCCAUGUCAUACAGGAAAUCGUUUCUGGAGAGAGGACACCGACUUUAUCGAUCGUACUCCCUAUGUAUGAAAAGCUAAUUACUAUGCUCAGAGACCUACACCUUGAUCUUCCACAAAUUGCUCAUGCAAUUGAUGCCUUCAUCAGCAAACUCGAGGCAUACCUUAAGGUUUCUCGUCGAACGAAAGUGUAUGCUCUUGCAAUGGUCCUCAAUCCAAUGAUUGGCUUCCAGUGGAUAGAGAAGAACUGGAGUUCAGACGAGUACCAGGCUGCAUACAAAGCAGUACACGAUGCACUCCUUGAGUUUCAACACCACAAACAAAAAGAAGAAGAGAAGGAUACUCCAACACCGACACGACCAUCACUCCCAGAGCAGCCAGCAACACGAAGGAUUGAAAGGACCGCCUCAGCGUCCCAUGCUGCUCUUGCACAACGCUCCAGAUGGCAGCGCUUCAAUGCUCUUGGUCGUCCCACUACCGCCGGUGUGCCUCAAAGUCCUGAAGAAAUAGAGAGAGUUGCCCUGGAGGCAGACAAGAGAAUAGUUGACGAGGCUAUAGUGAAAUACAAGGCGGCCUGUGCAAAUCCAGACUGCGACGACUCAAGAUUUCAAGACUUUGAUCUGCUUCAAUGGUGGCAGGUCCACCAGGGGGAACAUGAGCUCUUCUGGAGACUCGCCCUUGAUGUCCUUCCUGUUCAGGCAUCUGCAGUCCCUUGCGAGCAUGUUUUCUCAUCGAGCAAGGAAACAGAUGUCUGCAGAUGGUCGAAAAUUGCUCCUCUGAAGAUGGAGGAACUUCAAAUGCUGAAGUUCAUCUACAGGAAUGAUUGGUUGACAUUCGCAGAUGGGCUGGUUUGUACGGAGCAGGAGUUUAUGAUAGACGAGUUAAGGAAGUACAUAGACAAGUCACUCAAAGGGUGGGGUGCAGAAAAGAAGGACGAUGCAUCCUCGAUCAGGGACCUGGACUCACUUAUAGCUAAUGCCAUUUAA
Cyclocybe aegerita is the source of this 1992-nucleotide messenger RNA. NCBI's taxonomy places the organism in Eukaryota, Fungi, Basidiomycota, Agaricomycetes, Agaricales, Hemipholiotaceae. The record is from the annotation of a GenBank genome assembly.